Messenger RNA from Cokeromyces recurvatus, 1809 nucleotides. RefSeq names its product vitamin B6 photo-protection and homoeostasis-domain-containing protein. The transcript has 9 exons. The record is from RefSeq and is a predicted model, not a curated record. NCBI's taxonomy places the organism in Eukaryota, Fungi, Mucoromycota, Mucoromycetes, Mucorales, Mucoraceae. Bases 142 to 1758 code for a protein of 538 amino acids.
CCCCCCUUUCUUAAGUACUAUACUCUUCUCUAAUAGCAACACUUGACUUUCUUUCUUUCUUUUCUCAACUCGUUAACUAUCCUUCUAUUGGUUUACGUCUACCCAACUUUUUUUUUUUGACACUGUGUAAAAGUUUGGAUCAUGAUACAUUCUUCACGAAUCAUUGUGAGGAGUCAUAGCAACAUCUAUACCCAUCAGCCAUUGAGACCAUCUUUAACGCGAUUGUUCUGUCAUAACAAAAGGACGUCAUUGCUAAAGAAUACAAAGCGAUUAUUUCAUCAGGAAUUACCGAAAUUAGUGCAAGAGCAACGACAGGAACCUAUAUUGACAGAGUUUGUAUAUGGAAGGAAACGUAUUUAUACCAGUUUACAGACCAUUGGAAAGACAAAAUCAAACUCAGUAUCAAAGGGACGUGUUGCUGCACCUAUUGCUACUUCUCCCAUGUCCUGGGAAUGGAUUCAGCCUAUUAUCGAGGAUAAUGAUAAAGAGAAGAAAAAGGAAUGGUAUCAACUUGUAACAAAUCGAAAUAGAUUUAGUGUAUUACAUUCAAUAAAACAAAAUUUAAGAGAAAUGUUUCUUCCAGUAGGGUAUCCAGAAUCUGUUCAUGACUGUUAUAAAAAAUUUCAUCUAUGGCUUUUUUUUGAAACAUAUGUUGGAUCAGCUAUUGGAGUAUUAUGUUCACAGGCUAUGUUAGCAUCAUUAGGUUUAGGAGCAGUAGAAGCGACAGGAGGAGCAGUAGCUAUUCAAUGGGUGUUGAAAGACGGUAUUGGAGAAAUUGGUAAAUUAUUCUUUAUUAAACGCUAUGCAAGUUCAUUUGAUUCACAUCCAAAGACAUGGAAAUUUGUAUGUGAGCUUUUAUCCUCUGUUGGCUCAUUUUUGCAACUUUGUACUUCUGUUGUGAGUCCAAAAUUGUUUUUACCUUUAGCUGCAGCUGGUAACACAUUUGAAUUAAUACAUGAAAGUAUUUGGAUUGCAAGUCAUAUGACGUUUACAAAGCAUUUCUCUCCAAAUGGUAAUAUUGGUGAUAUUGUAGCUAAAGAUGAUGCGCAAAUGUCAACUGCACAUCUAUUAGGUAUGUUAACUGGCGUUGGUAUCAUUUCAAUAUCACAUUCACCCAUGUUCCUAUUUGGUAUAUUUGCUAUCUUAUCACCUCUCAAUAUCUGGACAACGUGUAAAAUGCUUCAUACUGCUGAAUUUGAAAUCCUUAAUCAGGCCAAAUUAACCUUAUUAGGUCGUAAAUUUAUUGAUUCAGGGGGAAUAUCAGUAAUUGAUUAUGAACAAUUAAAAGAUCAUGAAGCUGGAUUUGGUGAAUGGAUAAAGCCCUCGUAUUAUGGUAGUAGUAAAGAUAAUAUAGUAAAAAUCAGAAUGGGUUCUAGUGCAGAAAAGGCAUUUGCUUCUUCUGGUGAAGUACAAGAAAUAGUUAAAGUAUUAAAGCAUGAAAAUUACUUAUUAAAUUAUCAUAAAAAUACAAUGUGGAUAUUAUUUCAUCAAGAUGCUGAAUCAAAUGACGUCAUCAAGUCAAUUUUGCAUUCGCUAAAGUUUUAUGAACAAUUAACUCGAACAGAAAUAGUUAAAGAGAAAGACUGGGAAAGAUAUAUGUACACAUUAGAAGAUUCUUUGAAUUGGACUAGAGAAAAUUAUAAAAAAUUCAUUACUGAAUUAGAUAAGAAGAACUGGCAAAGUGACAUUGUGUAUUGGAAUGACAGUGGCAUGAGAUUAGACUGGAAAAGUUAUGAGGAUAAAGACCGUUCAUUUUGAAGAUCACACUUGAAGACUGUUUAUUAGAUGUUUUUUUUUGUUUUUUUUUUU